AGUGGAAACCAGCUCCAAAAUCUCUAUCCAAACCACCCAUAUAUAUCUUCACAUAUAUGAAAAACAUUAUUUUAUUGUAUAACUUCAUCAACGAUCCCUUCUGCCAUAUAGUUAUUCGGUUUUCAACAAAAAAUAUAUCUUACAAGUAGUGUUCAAUUCAAUUUAACGACUUAUUCUUUAACCAAUCGGCGCAGCGGUUCAGAAUAAAAAAGAAAAAGUUAGCGAAAUGUCAAAGCUGACACUGGACGGCUUUUUUUCGUACUGCAAACAAAUAGCGGAACACAUCCAGUUGGGCGAGAGGAUGUCUUCUCUGUCAGGAAUGGGCACCCCCAAGCUGACGUCAGGUGUCGGCAACCUGUAUUACGACUCUAUCCUGCCGUACCGCGAGGACUCGAACCCCCAGACCCGGGAGUUCCUGGCUCGGGUUGUUGACGUUCUGCUCGACUUCAUACAGCAGGUCAACGAUAGGAAUGAAAAGAUCUUGGAGUUCAAGAUGCCGGAGGAAAUGCAGAAGAUGCUCGAUCUCAACCUCCCCGAAGAUCCCCUGCCGCUCAAGCAGCUUCUCGAGGACUGCAAGACUACCCUCAAGCACCAGGUCAAGACCGGUCACCCGCACUUCUUCAACCAGCUUUCGUGCGGUCUGGACAUCAUCUCGCUGGCCGGUGAGUGGCUGACAGCCGCGGCCAACACCAACAUGUUCACCUACGAGAUCGCACCUGUCUUCAUCCUCAUGGAGAACGUGGUGCUGCAGAAGAUGAGGGAUAUGAUCGGCUGGAAGACCGGUGACUCCAUCCUUGCACCAGGUGGAUCUGUCUCCAACCUGUAUGCGUUCCUGGCGGCCCGUCACCACAAGUUCCCGCAGUACAAGGAGAAGGGGCUCACCAGCAUCCCCGGACAUCUCGUGAUGUUCACCUCCGAUCAGUGCCACUACUCGGUGAAGUCGUGUGCGUCAGUGGGCGGCCUCGGGACGGACUACUGCAUCGCCGUGCCGUCGGACGAGCGCGGCCGAAUGAUCACGAGCGAACUGGAGCGGCUCGUGCGUUACCACCGCGACAGAGGCAACGUUCCGUUCUUCGUGAAUGCCACCUCCGGAACGACGGUGCUGGGAGCCUUCGACCCUCUGAUGGAGAUAGCUGACAUUUGCCAGAAAUACGACAUGUGGAUGCAUGUUGAUGCUGCGUGGGGCGGAGGCCUGCUGUUCUCCAAGAAGUACCGUCAUCCCAGGCUCACUGGUAUUGAGAGAGCCGACUCGGUGACGUGGAACCCUCACAAGUUGAUGGGGACACUGUUGCAGUGUUCUACGGUGCACUUCAAGUACGAGGGGAUACUUCUGAGCUGCAACGCGAUGUCGGCAGAGUAUCUGUUCAUGACGGACAAGAUCUACGACCCGCGCUUCGACACUGGGGAUAAGGUGAUCCAGUGCGGCCGACACAACGACAUCUUUAAGCUGUGGCUCCAAUGGCGCGGGAAGGGUACAUCUGGCUUCGAGCGUCUGAUGGAUCGCCUGAUGGAGCUGUCGGAGUACAUGGUCCGCCGGAUCAAGGAGCAGAGCGACAAGUUCCAUCUCAUCUUGGAACCCGAGAUGGUGAACGUCAGUUUCUGGUACCUGCCGAAGCAGCUACGUGGUCUGCCACACGAUUCAAACAAGGAAAUCAAGCUUGGAAAGGUAUGCGCCAAGCUGAAGGGUCGCAUGAUGCAGGCCGGCACCAUCAUGGUGGGCUACCAGCCCGACGACCGCCGCCCCAACUUCUUCAGGAACAUCAUCUCGUCGGCCGCCGUCACCGAGAAGGAUGUGGACUUUCUUCUCUCAGAGAUGGACCGCCUGGGCCACGAUAUUGUUGUUGAUUAAUGUGUUUGUUUGCGUUUUAGGGUGAGUGUGUGUGUGUGAUUGAGCCAAUUUCAAUUCUUUUUUUUAUCUAGCAUUGGCUAGUUACGAAUACAUACAUAAUGCAUACGAAUUAAUUAUUGAAUUAAUUCGAUUAUCGGUUAAUAAGUUGCUGUUUUCCAGACUCUUUAGUACUUGAGCCUUCAGGACUAACAUUUUAAGACAAUAAAUAUGAUAUCUAGAUGCUAACAGUUUUGAAUUGAGACUUAGCAGAGAUAACUCGUCAUUAAAUAUUACUUUGUACUGAAAUUAUUUAUUUUUGAGUGAAUGUGAGUCACGAAUGUGAGAGGUUACGAAUAUUAUAAUGUAUGGCAUUAUAUGCAUAUCUAUCUAGUAGGAGCGUAGAUUUCUCAACGCAACGAUUAUCGAUGUCUUCCGUAUUUAAUGUGAUUAUUAAGUGUUAAAAUCAAACCGUCUAUACGUUUAUCGAUAAAAUCGUGUGUACAUCACUAUUUGUUAUAUUGACAAUGAAAAUGUGUAAAAUCGCGCGAGAGAUGGCGCUUAAUACUAUGUAAAUCUUUGAAAUCUGUUGCCACAUAAAAAAUAGAUCUUUAGUAAUUCAUAAGAUGUUUAAUUAACAUGUACCUAAUGCUAAUAAAAUUAAUAGUUUCUGUAGUCUUGCUUUAACAAUAUUAAUGCUAUUUUUCAAACAUAUAACGAGUAGGUACUAAUUGUUGUUUAUGGUUUAUUGCUCAAAGCCUUUAUUUUAGUAUUUAAAUUAAGAGAAUGUUUAGAUAUUUACCUUUUAUAAAAUAUGUACGCUAUACAUACUUACAUUAUAUUAUAUUUACCAAAUGUAUUCUUUUGACCUCUAAGGUCUUAUUUAGGGUACCUAUUCAAAUUACCUAGUAUUUGUAAAAUAUAAAAUUAAACUUCUUUAUUCCAAAUUUUUUGAGUCUAUGAUAAUAUAUACCUAUUGUUACUGUUAUUAUUUUCUAGUACCUAUGGCAAAUAAUAGUUUGAAAUCUACUUAUAUAUUUUUAUUAUAAGAUGUUUGAAUAUACUAUAAAUAUUUUAGGAAAACUGUGUAAUAAAUAUAAGCUAGUGGUAGAGUAUCGGUAAAUUAAGUUAUCGAUAAAACAUAUCUCCCGUUUUGCCAAUUAAAUAUUAUGUGUCGGGUAGAACUCAAUUUUGUAGAUACGUAUAUUUUUUAAUUUAUAUAGGUUACAAUAUUUAUUAUGACGUAGCCAAUUUAGUUGGUAUCUUGAAAGUUUGAUGCCUUCUUUAAUUAUCAAACUUAAAAAGGCGGAAAUCAACUUAAUAAUUGAUUAAACCCCACUGCAGAUAUAUUUCAUUAGAUUAUAAUAUUGAGAAUAGGAGAAUACAGUACUUAUAGUUAGGCAUUACUAAAAUUAGACUACGUUUUUGUUAUAUUUAAAUUCCAUAGUUUUUGUUUCGAGUUAUUACAUAGUUACCUACUGGUAUUAUAUCGUUAUAUUGUGUGAACUUAUAUUAGUUUUAUUAUUCAUUGUAGGAUUGAAUAAUAAAAGUAAGAAAUUGUAAAUAAAAUGCUACGUGACGACGACAAUAAGUAACAUAGGGAACCUAGUGAAUAUAUUAUAUAACCGCCAACUUGUGGUGUUAGCUACAAAUUUCAUAGGUUUAAAUUUGAAGUAUAGGUUAGUUAUUAUGGAAAAGGCUCUUCGGUUGAUAGAUGAAUGGAAUUGAUCAAGUUUGCGAUGUUAAAAUUGUGUAAAAUAUAUUAUAAUCUCCCUAUUUAUUGAUGUAUUAAAGAUAAGAACUUAUUAAUUUUAAUUUAACGCUUUGUUAUUUGAAAUGAAUAGUGUUCGGGAGGAUUGUAUAACGGAGUUUAAUAAACUUUCGAUCGAUGAAUAGCGCAAAAAUUUAAUAUUUUUAAUGUCAAUAUAACAUGUGAUGUAACAAUCUAAGUCUUCCUAGAAUGAGAUUAUAUUUUGAAUGUUCAAAUAUUUAAUGUGAAAUUAGAAUUUACUAUAAAUUGUUGAUGUAGCCACUGCACAGACACACAGUUUCUUAUUUGUCUAGGUACAAUACUCUGUUUUGCCCUAAAUUUUUAAUCUGCACUGCACGAUUUUUUUUUAAUUUUAAUUAUGUACACUUUUUGGAAAUCUCCGGUGGCAACACGUUCAAUCUUCGAAUAUAAGGUACUUCUUACCUAUAAAAUAUUAUUGUUUUUCCCUUACAAACAAUAACCACAAUAUGACCCCUGAUGUAAUCAUAUUAUGUCUACGCUUAUUGUUUACAAUACGUUUUAAAUAGGUAUGUAGAGAUAGCCUGAAGUGGUCUCACUCAUAGUGUCACUGUCAGCUAUUUUUAUUGACAGUGACACUUGCAGGCAGCGUGUGUGUCUGUGCCGUGCUGUAGCUGAUAGUGUCUGCUGUAUUUGUUCUUGUCGUGAAACAUAUUAUAUUAGAUAACUGUUGCUAUGUGUUUACUGUAUAAUCAAUAAAUUGCGAACUGUUUCA
Molecule: messenger RNA, 4329 nt
Organism: Leptidea sinapis
Lineage: Eukaryota; Metazoa; Arthropoda; Insecta; Lepidoptera; Pieridae
Gene: Gad1
Product: glutamate decarboxylase
Exons: 14
Coding region: 227-1849 (540 amino acids)
Biological process (GO): carboxylic acid metabolic process
Cellular component (GO): cytoplasm
Molecular function (GO): pyridoxal phosphate binding; carboxy-lyase activity
Source: RefSeq, a predicted model, not a curated record